Yamadazyma jaroonii is the source of this 351-nucleotide messenger RNA. The record is from the annotation of a GenBank genome assembly. NCBI's taxonomy places the organism in Eukaryota, Fungi, Ascomycota, Pichiomycetes, Serinales, Debaryomycetaceae.
AUGAAGAUAUCCAUAGAAUACUGCACUAAAUGUAAAUGGCACAACCGUGCUAUUUGGUACGUCCAAGAACUCCUUUACACUUUUGAUGGUAAAAUAGAUGAAAUCUCCUUGAAACCAAUAACUAAUCCUGCUGGAACUUUCAGAGUUCUUUAUGAUGACAAAGUGAUCUAUAGAAAGAAGAUGAAGACUGAUACUCAACCAAUGGAGAACACUUAUGAGGGAUUCCCCGAUUCCAAAUUCCUUAAACAGUUGAUAAGGAACGAACUUGACCCGGAGUUGAACCUUGGACAUAUUGACAAGUAUUCCACGGGAUUGAAUGAUGGUGAAUGUAAAGAGUGUAAGACUGAGUGA